Fraxinus pennsylvanica is the source of this 609-nucleotide messenger RNA. The record is from the annotation of a GenBank genome assembly. NCBI's taxonomy places the organism in Eukaryota, Viridiplantae, Streptophyta, Magnoliopsida, Lamiales, Oleaceae.
AUGGCCUCAAGCGGAAACAAGAACAUCAACUCCAAGCUGGUGCUUCUCGGAGAUUCUGGAGCUGGAAAAUCCAGUCUAGUCCUGCGAUUUGUAAAGGGACAAUUUAUUGAAUUUCAGGAAUCAACUAUUGGUGCUGCAUUUUUCUCACAAACAGUGGCUGUGAAUGACACAACUGUAAAAUUCGAAAUAUGGGAUACAGCUGGUCAGGAGAGAUAUCACAGCUUGGCUCCAAUGUACUAUCGGGGAGCUGCUGCUGCCGUGAUUGUCUAUGAUAUAACAAACCAAGAAUCCUUUGAGCGGGCAAAAAAUUGGGUUCGGGAGCUUCAAGCGCAAGGAAACUCAAACACGGUUAUGGCACUUGCUGGGAACAAGGCUGAUUUAAUAGAUGCAAGAAAGGUGCCAGAAGAGGCAACACAAACCUAUGCACAGGAGAAUGGGCUUUUCUUUAUGGAAACCUCUGCAAAAACUGCAACAAAUGUCAAUGAACUAUUUUAUGAAAUAGCAAAGAGACUACCUCGUCUGCAGCCAGCACCAAACCCAUCAGGCAUGGUUCUUGUGGAUAAUCAGAGUCCAUCAGAGAGGGCAGCCAGUGCUUCUUGUUGCUCUUAA